CCAGUUGAACAGUAUGAAGGUGUAUAGUGUUGUAGCAUUGUUUUCUUUGGCGGCGAUUUGCGUUCUCGCCGAUCCGCUGGUUUAUUACGACCUUAAUGAUGCCCCUCAACUAUUCCAUAAAUUCAUCAAAAAAUUUGGUCGUGAAUAUAAGGAUUACAAUGAGUACUUAAUACGUUAUCAAGCAUUUGUAAAAUCCCUGAUUCGUAGUAACAAAAGUAACGCGGAAGAUGAUCUUGCGACCUACGGGAUCACCGAGCUCUCAGAUUAUACAGAGGAAGAAACGAAGUCGCAAUAUGGUUAUUUACCAGUACCGCCAAGUGUUGUUGGUUAAGGCUGCACUGAGGGCAAUCAUCUGAAGGCGGCUACGAAAUAUUUCUGCUGUUUC
Molecule: messenger RNA, 385 nt
Organism: Ostrinia furnacalis (Asian corn borer)
Lineage: Eukaryota; Metazoa; Arthropoda; Insecta; Lepidoptera; Crambidae
Product: cysteine proteinase 1-like
Exons: 2
Coding region: 14-331 (105 amino acids)
Source: RefSeq, a predicted model, not a curated record